Molecule: messenger RNA, 1086 nt
Organism: Carica papaya (papaya)
Lineage: Eukaryota; Viridiplantae; Streptophyta; Magnoliopsida; Brassicales; Caricaceae
Source: RefSeq, a predicted model, not a curated record
AUGGAGGUCAUCAACUCAAUUAACGCAGUUAACAAUCAGGUAGCCAAAGAGUUCUUUCCCUACUUUCGAGUCUAUAAAGAUGGUCGGAUUCAUAGAUACAAACCCAUUAAGAAAAUUUCACCUAAUUCAGAUUACUCCCGUCGGGUCGGAGUUGUUUCCAAGGACGUCAUCAUCUCGAAUGAUCCAUUCAUCUCUGGCCGCCUUUUUAUGCCCCGAGUAGUUGAUCCAGUUAAGAAACUUCCUCUCCUUGUUUACUUCCAUGGUGGAGGGUUUUCUUUAAGGUCUGCAUUUGACCCGAUUUACGAUCAACAUGUAUCUUCCAUAACUGCUGAGGCCAAUAUAGUUGCUAUCUCUAUUGACUACCGACUGGCACCAGAGCACCCGAUACCUAUUUGUUAUAAUGAUUCUUGGGCUGCUCUAAAGUGGAUUUCAGCACAUGCUAAUGGGGUUGAUCAAAAUCUGUGGCUGAACAACUAUGUUGAUUUUAAGCAGACCUUUCUGCUAGGUGAUAGUGCUGGGGCAAAUAUAGUUCAUAACAUGUUAGUCCAACUCGGAUCAAAUGGGUUGGCGGGAGUGAAGGUGGUUGGUGCAGCAUUGAUUCACCCAUAUUUUGGUGGUACGGGUGUGUUUCAUAAUAGAUUAUGGAUGUACCUAUGUCAAGCUAACACUGAAUUACAAGAUCGUAGAAAAAGACCGAACAUAGAAGAUUUGAAAAAGACUGGGUGUGAUAAGGUGCUGGUGUUCUUAUGUGAGAAAGACAUUUUUAAAAAUGGUGGUAUGUUUUACUACGAGAACUUAAAGAAAAGUGGUUGGAGAGGAAGUGUAGAGAUAUUUGAGAGCAAAGGGUUAGGCCACACCUUUCAUCUGAAGAAUCCUAAUUCUGAUCAAGCUCUAGAUUUGAUGAAGACACUGGUUGCGGCGUCGGCAAUGGCGCGACGGAGUGGAGCAGUGAAGGUAGGCCGUAAGCGUGGGGUUGUCCCGCGCGCUCACGGAGGUGAUCGGGGAAGGAAUGAAAAGUAUGGCGGUGUUGGAGGCGUGUGGGGAGCCGUGGGGAAGGAUGGGGGUGGUGCGGGUAGAACAGAGUGA